Messenger RNA from Fusarium subglutinans, 864 nucleotides. Its product is annotated as RTM1. Gene Ontology annotation, cellular component: membrane. The coding region runs from base 1 to 864 and encodes 287 amino acids. The record is from RefSeq and is a predicted model, not a curated record. The transcript is spliced from 3 exons. NCBI's taxonomy places the organism in Eukaryota, Fungi, Ascomycota, Sordariomycetes, Hypocreales, Nectriaceae.
AUGCUUCUUGUUCACCGAGAUGAUGCUGGUGUCGAUGAUGGUUUCAGCCUUUACCAUUACCACCCUUCGAUAGCAGCCGCUGUCAUCGUGGCCCUGAUUUUCAUCGGCAUUACCAUACUUCACUUCUGGCAGCUUAUUCAGAAAAGAUGCUGGUUUAUGAUUCCUCUAGCAAUUGGCGGCAUUCUCGAAGUCAUUGGGUAUGCAGCCCGUGCCAAAUCAGGCCAGGAAAGCCCGAACUGGACUCUUGGCCCGUAUAUCAUACAGGCUAUCUUCCUCCUAGUUGCUCCAGCCCUCUUUGCCGCCUCGAUCUACAUGGAGCUUGGGCGGAUUAUCAUUAUGGUUGAAGGUGAAUCACGUAGUCUGAUUCCGCUCAAGUGGCUUACAAAGAUGUUUGUUGUUGAAGAUGUUGUCUCAUUUUUGCUUCAAGCAGGAGGCACCUUGGAAGCUGUAGACAACGGGGCCAAGAUCAUUAUUGGUGGUCUAUUUGUCCAGCUUGUCUUCUUUGGCCUAUUUAUCGUGGUUGCUGUCGCAUUCAAUUGGUCUAUUGAUACAUCCCCGACCGGAAGCUCACAUGCAGUUCCCUGGAAGAAGCAUAUACAUGUGCUUUAUGCUGGCAGUGUUCUAAUUAUGGUUCGAUCUAUAUUUAGAGCUGUUGAGUACCUACAAGGUUCUGAUGGGUAUAUCCUUAAGCAUGAAGUAUAUCUCUAUAUUUUUGAUGCUAUUCUAAUGGCUCUUGUUAUGGUUAUCUUUAGCUGGUAUCAUCCCGCCGAGAUCUUGGCGAUAAUUCUGCAGAGGGGCAAGCAUAACGGGAUGGAGUUGGGUUUUGUUCCUGCUCAGCAUUACCGUUUGACUUCCGAUGUAUAG